CACGCAGAAAUGCUCGGGCAGUUAUUGUGAAAACAAGUGCUUGAUAAUAAGUACUGAAUAGUGCACGGAAGUUUUGAUAUUAUUUUGAGAUAUCUGGAAUGAAUUUAACCCUUCCUGAUCAGCCUUUAAGUUUGCCAUAACUUCGAAUUGCUUCAUUAUAAAUUUAGUAUACUAAAUAGGCGCUACGUUGGCGAACAAGAUGCCUACGAUUUAUCAACUCAGCGCGGUCGUUCGGAUACUUAUUCUGCUCGCUCUCUAUGGUCUUAGUAAUGCACAAAUGCUUGACGUUGAUGACUUUUGUGAUUUCGCUGGCUACGACGGCAUAUGUUUGGAAGCUAGCAAGUGUACUGACUUGCAGGCCAAAAUGCAGGCACUGACUUUGGAAAGCCAUCACGUGGGCCGCUGUGGCUUCGGCGUUAGAGAGGAGAUUAUAUGUUGUCCAAAGUGGCAAACACCAGUGCAAACCCCACCCAAACUUCCCAACGCGUUUAUAGAUCUCUCCAAACAGCCUGAGUUUCAUCAUAAGCCGCCACCAGACGGUGCGCUUAGUGAUAGUUCUAUUCUCAGCACUACAAGUACACCUAUAAAUUUUCAACAAAAUGGCAACAAUUUCCAAGAGCACGUACAAGAUGAAGAGGACAGAUUAAAAUUUUUAUUCAACAUCAACUUUGGUCAAGUUGGAAGUGGGCAUAAUGUGCGGGAAUGGAAAGGCGACUCUGCACCAGCUGUAAAUGAAAAUAAUAACGGCUUCUUCAUUGCAAAUCCAGUACCGAAUGUACAGGAUAACCAAAAUUUAAAUGGCAACCCUGCUGUCGAUGAAAAUGAAAGAAUGAAUGCUAUAUUCGGCAAUAACCACGAACAGAUCGGAAAUGAUAAUAGUCAAGAUGAAAAGAAAGCCAAUUCUUUUCCGGUUGUAAAUGAAAAUAACAACGGAUUCUUCAGUGGAACUCCAGUGCCGAAUGUACAGGACAUCCAAAAUUUAAAUGGCAACCCUGUUGUCGAUGAAAAUGAAAGAAUAAAUGCCAUAUUCAGUGUUAACCCUGAACAGAUCGGAAAUGAUAAUAGUCAAGAUGAAAAGAAGGUGAAUUCUUUUCCGGUUGUAAAUGAAAAUAAUAACGGAUUUUUCAUUGCAAAUCCACAGCCAAAUGUACAGGGUAACCAGUUAAAUGGUUACCCUGUUAUCGAUGAAAAUGAUAGAUUAAAUGCCAUAUUCGGUGAUAACUCUGCACAGAAUGGAAAUGAAAAUAGUCAAGACGAAAAGAAGGGGAAGUCUUUCCCGGUUGUAAAUGAAAAUAAUAACGGAUUCUUCAUUGCAAAUCCAGUGGCGAAUCUACAGAACAACCAAAAGUUAAAUGGCAACCCUGCUGUCGAUGAAAAUGAAAGAAUUAAUGAUAUAUUCGGCAAUAAUCUUGAACAUAUCAGAAAUGAUGAAAGUAAAGAGGAAACUAAAACAAAUCCUGUACCGUUCGUAAAUGGAAAUAAUAACGGAUUCUUCAGUGCAACUCCAGUGCCGAAUGUACAAGGCAAUGGAGAAUUUAUAGGUAAUCCGGUGGUCGAUGCAAAUGAAAGUGUGAAAGCUGUAUUCGAUAAUAACCCUGUACAUGUAGGAAGUGAUAAUAGUAAGGACGAAGGGAAGGUAAACCCUCUUUCGUUAGUAAAUGGAAAUAAUAACGGUAUUUUCAAUCAAAAUCCAAUACCGAAUGUAGAGAGCAACCAAAAGUUAAAUGGUAACCCUGUUAUUGAUGAAAAUGAAAGAUUUAAUGCUUUAUUCAAUCCUCUGCCGAUUGAUGAUGAUAGGGUUAGGCCCAGCGGUGUAAUUGAUCAAGAUUCUGCUGAAAAUUUAAAAGCUAAAAUUAAUGCUAUUUUCGGUGGUAAUCGUGAACAGGUCGGUAAUGCUAAUGACAACGAGGAGAGCAAGGGAAAUCCAGUUCCGGUUAUAAAUGGAAAUAAUAACGCGAUUUUCAAUCAAAAUCCAAUAUCGAGUGUACAGAACAAUCAAAAGUUAAACUGUAACCCUUUUUUCGACGAGAAUGAAAGAUUUAAAGCGCUAUUCAAUGGCAACCCUGGUAAAAGUGGAAGUGUAAGUAGUAUUGGGAAAUGGAAAGGAAAUAUUGUUCCAGUUAUUGCCGAAAAUAAUAAUGGCUUAUUCAACGAAAAUCCAGUGUCGAAUAUACAGGCUAAUCAAAAGGCAAAUGGUAAUCCUUUUUUCGAUGAAAAUGAAAGAUUUAAUGCUAUAUUUAAUGGCAAUCCCAUCCCGAAGGAAAACCAUAUAGGUGGACUAAAUGGUGUAAUUAGUCAAAAUCCUGCUAUUUUCGGCGGUAAAUCUGUACAGCUUGAAGAUACAAACAACAGUGGGGAAUUGCAUGGAAAACCUAUUCCGGGUGAGGAUGAACUGAUCUAUAAUAAUGCAGCAAUGGUUGGAAAAGGUAUAUUAGAUGAAAAGGCAUUAAUAAAUGCUAUAUUAAAAGGUCAAUUAGAAAGCAGCGCUGAGCAUUUUAUAUUUAAUGAUAAGCCAUUACGGGGCAGACCUAUAAAUAGGAGAAGACACAGUACAUUCAUGGAAAACCGCAGUACUUUCAAUAAUGGACAUUUUAACAUGAGAAAUCAUAGACGGUUUGAAGAAGCAACACACCGAAGAAGUCAGGGAGUUUAUAGAGGGUCCAAUAGAAAUACACGCAUUCGAUUCGCAAAUAAUUAAAGGAAAAUUAUAUUAUUGAAUUGGAAAUAUUCUAAAUUACUUUUAAAUAUCAUUUAUAUUAUA
Messenger RNA from Bactrocera tryoni, 2761 nucleotides. RefSeq names its product probable cyclin-dependent serine/threonine-protein kinase DDB_G0292550. Bases 200 to 2698 code for a protein of 832 amino acids. The transcript is spliced from 4 exons. Lineage: Eukaryota; Metazoa; Arthropoda; Insecta; Diptera; Tephritidae. The record is from RefSeq and is a predicted model, not a curated record.